This is a messenger RNA of Syngnathus acus (greater pipefish), 959 nucleotides long. Its product is annotated as glutathione S-transferase omega-1-like. The record is from RefSeq and is a predicted model, not a curated record. NCBI's taxonomy places the organism in Eukaryota, Metazoa, Chordata, Actinopteri, Syngnathiformes, Syngnathidae. The coding region runs from base 112 to 831 and encodes 239 amino acids. Gene Ontology annotation, cellular component: cytoplasm. Gene Ontology annotation, biological process: glutathione metabolic process. The transcript is spliced from 6 exons. Gene Ontology annotation, molecular function: glutathione dehydrogenase (ascorbate) activity; glutathione transferase activity.
GCUAAUGCGUUUUCCCGGAAGUGAGCGCAAAAUAUAAACACAUUUUCGCCGUUUGUGGUUUUCAUACCUGCAAGAUCUGCAGCAAAUACGUCAAAUCGUUUGACCGCAAAAAUGGCAAGUGUGCAGUGUGUAUCCAAAGGGUGUGCUGCGCCCGGACCGGUGCCAGCCGGUUCCAUCAGACUGUACAGCAUGAGAUUUUGCCCAUUUGCUCAGCGGACCCGACUGGUGCUGAAUGCUAAAAACAUCAAGCACGACAUCGUCAACAUCAACCUGAGAGACAAACCUGUUUGGUUCCUGGAGAAAAACCCUUUGGGCCAAGUCCCUACCUUGGAGACGCCGGCGGGGGAAGUGAUUUACGAGUCUCCCAUCACCUGUGAGUUCCUGGACGAGGUGUAUCCUGAGAAGAAGCUACUUCCCGACACGCCCUUUGGAAAAGCCCAGCAUAAGAUGUUGCUGGAGAAAUUUUCCAAGGUAACACCACUAACCUACAAGAUUCCAAUGGGCAGACUGAAAGGCGAGGACGUCUCUGGACUUCAUGCUGAACUGAAGCAGAAGUUUCGCGAACUCAACAAGGACCUGGCAAAGAAGAAAACAAAGUUCUUCGGCGGCGAUUCAGUCAACAUGACUGAUUACAUGAUGUGGCCUUGGUUUGAGAGGUUGGAGGCCUUCGAGUUGAAAGACUGCUUGGAUGAUGCACCUGAGCUGAAGAAAUGGGUGAAGUUCAUGUCCGAGGACCCUUUUGUCAAAGUUAGCGGGCACAGCGUGGACAUCUACAAGGCCUACUACAAGACCUACUUGGAGGGCAAACCCAACUUUGACUACGGCUUGUAGACGUGAGACAAUCUUGACCCACGCCUUUGUUUUUUGUUUUUUUGUACAAGUGCUGAGUCACACUCCACUGAUGAAUAAAACCUGUUCUGGUACUCUGCAUGUUGCCAGGACUGAAUUUUGCAAAGUCA